AUGGUCAGCUCAGGAACCAUAGAGGGCAAUAGACUGGUCAGCUCAGGAACCCUACAGGAUAAUAGACUGGUCAGCUCAGGAACCCCACAGGAUAGUAGACUGGUCAGCUCAGGAACCCCACAGGAUAAUAGACUGGUAAGCUCCAGAACCCCACAGGAUGAUAGACUGGUCAGCUCAGGAACCCCACAGGAUGAUAAUAGACUGGUCAGGUCAGCAACCCCACAGGAUAAUAGACUGGUCAGCUCAGGAACGCCACAGGAUAAUAGAUUGGUCAGGUCAGGAACACCACAGGAUAAUAGACUGGUCAGCUCAGGAACCCCACAGGAUAAUAGACUGGUCAGGUCAGAAACCCCACAAGAUAAUAGACUGGUCAGCUCAGGAACCCUACAGGAUAGUAGACUGGUCAGCUCAGGAACCCCACAGGAUAAUAGACUGGUAAGCUCAGGAACCCCACAGGAUAGUAGACUGGUCAAAUCAGGAACCCCACAGGAUAAUAGACUAGUCAGCUCAGGAACCCUACAGGAUAGUAGACUGGUCAGGUCAGGAACCCCACAGGAUAAUAGACUGGUCAGCUCAGGAACCCCACAGGAUAGUAGACUGGUCAACUUAGGAGCCCUAGAGGAUAAUAGACUGGUAAGCUCAGGAACCCCACAGGAUAAUAGACUGGUCAGGUCAGGAAUCCCACAGGAUAAUAGACUGGUCAGCUCGGGAACUGAUCUUGCGAUUAUCAACUUGGAAUGCCUCUUCGUGGUUGAUAAAUGGUAUACUAAUUUCAGACCUGAUACUUAA
Messenger RNA from Liolophura sinensis, 789 nucleotides. RefSeq lists its product as uncharacterized. The transcript has a single exon. Lineage: Eukaryota; Metazoa; Mollusca; Polyplacophora; Chitonida; Chitonidae. The record is from RefSeq and is a predicted model, not a curated record. The coding region runs from base 1 to 789 and encodes 262 amino acids.